AUGCCGGCUCCUGCUAUCCAUCAACAGCCCCAGGAAGAGCUAAACGGCAUAGUUGGCUAUGCCUGCCGCGUUCCUGGUGCGUCGAGACCGGAGGAGUUAUGGAAGCUCAUCGUAGAACAGCGGGAUGUCCGGAGGAAGAUGCCAAAAGAUCGAUUCAAUGUGGAUGGCUGGUUCCAUCCACACGGCCCUAACAAGGGGACUACGAAUGCGCCAUAUGGAUACUUCCUCGACCAAGACUUGGGUCUUUUCGACGCUGGCUUCUUCCGGAUUUCCGGUAAGGAAGCCGAGGCAAUGGACCCUCAACAACGGAUUCUUCUCGAGGUGGUGUAUGAAGCACUGGAAGACGCUGGUAUUCGGAUACAAGACAUAGCUGGGUCGAACACCUCUGUAUACUGCGGCUCCUUCACCAAUGACUACUUGAAAAUAACCGAUCAUGACCUCGCCUCCUAUCCUAAAUAUGCUGUGACUGGCACGGGACAGAGCAUCCUGGCCAACCGAAUCUCGUACUUCUUCGAUCUCCAUGGCGAAAGCAUGACCCUAGAUACUGCUUGUUCAUCUUCAUUAAUUGCCUUGCACCUUGCCAAUCAGUCUGUGACGACUGGACAGUCAGACAUGGCAAUUGUGGUGGGGUCAGCCUUACAUUACCACCCGGGAAUGUUUGUCACCAUGCAAGACUUUGGCAUGCUCUCUCCCGAGGGUCGGUCCCGUUCUUAUGAUGCUGGGGGCAAAGGCUACGCUCGAGGGGAGGGUGUGUGUGCGGUAAUCUUGAAGCGAGUCGCCAGGGCCGAGCACGAUGGUGACCGUGUCCGAGCAGUGAUUCGAGGGACUGCCUCAAACCAUGAUGGUACCAAGAGCGGCAUUACACUUCCUCGCUCGGAGGCACAAGAAGAACUAAUUCGCCGAACAUAUCGGCAGGCUGGUAUCAAUACGCGAGAUACGCGGUAUUUUGAAGGGCAUGGAACCGGCACAGCGGCAGGAGACCCUCGGGAGGCAAGGGCUAUUGGAUCUGUGUUUGGAUUUGAUGAUAGGACUGAACCAUUAUUUCUGGGCUCCGUUAAAAGUAACAUCGGCCAUCUUGAGGGAGCAGCGGGCCUGGCUUCAGUAAUCAAAACAACACUGGCAAUCGAGAAAAAGCAAAUACCUCCCAACCGGCAUUUCGAGUGUCCCAAUGACAAGAUCGAUUUCGGCGGUUGGAAGCUAACUGUUCCCACCGAGUGCUACCCAUGGCCAGAAAACGACAGCUGGCGCCGCGCGAGCAUCAAUUCAUUCGGGUAUGGCGGGGCUAACGCACAUGUCAUAGUGGAAGCUUAUCAGCGGCAUUCUAAUACCAUCAACGGAAUUAAUGGUGUGCACACCAACGGCAUUCCCAAGCCACCGCCGCUCUUCGUCGUGCCCUUUAGUUCCCAUUCGGAAACAGCAGGUCGCAAAAUGUUUCAGCGAUUCGCCGAAUAUCUACGCCAAAAUCCCGACUGUAACCUUGGCCAUCUAGCACACACAUUGAGCACCCGCCGGUCUUUACAUGAAUUGAGAACGUUUCUUAUCGCGGAUAGCCCUGCAUCCUUAGCGGUACAGCUAGGCGAGCCCAGUGGCGAGAGCGUAGGUCCAUCUUGGGUUCGGGAGAGGCCCUCCAGCCAGCGAAUUGGGUUUGUCUUCACUGGACAAGGGGCACAGUGGGCAUCCAUGGGCCGAAGCCUGAUUCAGCUCUGCCCCCAAUUUGUCGGCUCCCUGCAAAGAUGUGAUGAUAUCCUACAGCAGCUUCCUGAUAGGCCGGAAUGGUCAGUGGUUGCCGAGCUAACCAAACCAAACGAGUCGUCCCGUUUGAAUCAAGCGGAAUACUCACAGCCUCUCUGCACUGCAGUACAGCUUGCGCUGGUUGAUCUACUCCAUGACUGGGGGAUCACACCGGCCGCAUGCUGUGGACAUUCGAGCGGCGAAAUGGCCGCUGCCUAUGCAGCAGGCAUCCUCCGCUUCGAGACGGCACUCAUAUACGCCUAUUAUCGGGGCAGAUACACAUCCAAAUCUCGCCCCGAGGCGUAUCCCGUGCCGGGGUCAAUGAUGGCGGUUGGCAUGUCCGAGGCAGAGGCCACGAGCACUGUUGAAAGAUAUUCGGGCCGUCUGAGAGUAGCUGCGAUCAAUAGUCCCACGAGCUGUACCAUCUCGGGAGAUGAGGAUGCAAUUCUAGAACUCAAGGCCCACCUCGAACAGCGCAAAAUCUUUGCGAGACAGCUGGUUGUAUCACAAGCGUAUCACUCCCACCACAUGGAGCCGUUCUCCCACGUAUAUCAAGAAGCGAUGGAGGAUUGUCCCCUCACCUCCCCUGCCUCGACUCCAAAAGCCGAGAUGUUUUCCAGUGUGACCGCUCGGACCGCUCGAUAUAAGGAAAUGGGUCCUUCUUAUUGGGUCAAGAAUCUCGUGUCGCCAGUGAGAUUCUCCGAUGCAGUAACCGGGAUCCUGCUCGAUGAAUUGGAUCGGCCAAAUGUCGAUAUCCUCCUCGAGAUCGGACCUCAUCCAGCCUUGCAGGGACCGACUCGCCAGACCAUGUCCGCCCUGCAGAGGGACGUGCCCUAUGUGGGCACUCUGAAACGUGGCCAGGAUGAUGUGGAGGCGAUGCUGACGACCAUGGGUCGCCUCUUUACCCUCGGGGUUAAUAUUGACUUCGACCGCGUGAACAAUAAUAUCCAUCCCAAACGACUCGAGGAACUGCCCAGCUAUGCAUGGGAUCAUUCUAAGUAUUGGGCUGCGACUCGGCUGACAAAGGAGGUCAUGCAGCGACCACACCGACAUCCUCUCCUAGGGUUUCCGUUGCCCGGAUGGACGGGGUCCAGUCAACGCUGGCGUGCCAUUCUCCGAACUAGUGAGCUGCCAUGGCUCACUGACCACAAGAUCCAAGGAGCCCCCAUUUUUCCCGCUGCUGGGUAUAUCAGCAUGGUAUUUGAUGCGAGUCUGAUCGCAUGCGAGGGGCUUGAAUGGAGCCAGAUCUGUCUUCGAGAGGUCAAGAUCAUCUCUGCUCUUGCCAUCACAGACAGCGACACCGGGAGGGAGGUGAUCUUGGAACUCGUGAGGGCGGCCACUAAUAAUCCAAGGGAUCCCUGUUUCACAUUUUCGAUCGGGUCAUUUAAUGAUGACUCCACCUGGGUGGAAAAUUGCCGUGGCUCGGUCCAGGUGGUCGCGGGGAAGGCUGCUACCCCGAUGCGGCAACCUUCGUCUGAGCCGCUAUUCGAUCGGAUCAUUCCUCGUGAACGGUUUUAUCGAGGGCUUCACCGAGCUGGACUACAGUACGGCGAUCAGUUCCAACUCGUCGACAGCGAUGUGGAAUCUCAGCCUGGGCAUGCGAUGGCGCGACUUCGCUUCGAGGAUACCUCGCUGGACCCCCGGAAGUGUACACUGCAUCCGAGUUGGCUGGAUGCUUCGCUUCAUCCAUUGUUUGCUGCGAUUGAGGCUCAGACGGACGAGCCUCUGGAAUCUGCCUUCGUCCCGACGUCUAUCGAGACAAUUCGCGUCUCGAAAGCAUGCAUGGAACACAUCACCACCGGCAAUACGAUUAAAUCGAUGAAGACAUACGCGUCGGUUUCCCAGCUGCAAUCGAAGUUCGUUGUGGGGGAUAUUCGCGUGCAGUCUCUAGACGAUGAUGUGUGUGUGGAGAUGUGCGGCUUGACAUGCACCGCGUUGGGCGGCGUAGCACAUGACGUUGGCCGGUCGCUCUUCAGCCGCACGCGAUGGCUUCCCGCUUUUAGCACUCUGGGAACACAUACGAAACUCUCGUCUCCUGAAUUCCCCGAAUACCUCGACUUGCACACCCUAUUGCAGUGGUAUGUUCAUGAGUUUCCGACCUCGGUCAUUUCAUAUGUCUUCGGGGGCGCUAGUCCGUCGCCCGCCGUUCUGCGGGUCCUAGGGGCCGAAGAGGGUUACAGGAGACGACAUUCAAAGUUGGAUGUACUGUCUGUAGCUGAGGCCGAAACGAAUCUUUCUCAGACCAACUGCGACCUCUGUGUCCUCGAGGGAAGCCUAACUUCAAACUUUACGAAUGCCGUGGCUCCGGGUGGCUAUUUGAUUAGUCCACACUCAACCUCUGACCAGUGGCAGUCCGAGCUCGUCUUGCGGCUUCAGAGCCCCAAAUGGGAUAUCUGGAGGAAGCAGGAAUCCACGACACCCAACGGUAGAGUAGCUGAUACACCACUGGCCAUAAUAACUGAUUCAUCACCAUCGCUUCGAACGAAGACCUGCAUCGAUAUUCUCAGGCAGAGGAGGCGGGCAGUAGACAUUUAUGAAAUCUCGGACUGCAAACUGCAGGACGUUGAAUCGCUCCCGAAGGAGAUCAUUGUCUUGGCUUCUCUGGACACACCACUUCUGGUCCCGGGAUCUAUCGGAGAGGACGAUCAAUUUGAGAACUGCCAGAAACUGCUUUGCAGCCCCAGUCGAUCUGGUGCAACUUCGGUCUUCUCGGAAACGGAGCCUGAUCAGGGCAUCUUGUUCGGCCUCCUCCGCACUGCGCGGAGUGAGAAUGAACUCAACAGGGUGGUGACACUUGACGUGGCAUCGUCAACUACGGCUCAGACGCUUUCAGAUACUGCUAUGUAUCUUCUCUCAGAUUUGACCGGUGAAGAUGAAGUCGCCCGUGACAAUGAGGCCCUGUAUAUCUCAAGGAUAGAGAUGGAUGAUACACUCAAUUCCAAACUUGCGAAUGGUUAUGGGCGAUUGCCGCAUCCCGAACCAUUCCAUCAAGACGAGCGUCUGUCCUUGAAACUACAGGACUGGGAUUACCACAGCUUGCCAAUCUGUGAGAAAUUCCCUGGAGAGGAACUGGGUGAAAACGAAGUUGAACUGCGGGCCACCACGGUCGGCAUUUCACUUCCAGGUUCUACCGGCGUUGACGUAGCGGGUGACGUGAUCAAGAAGGGUAGACUGGUGACUGAAUCGGCUUUCAGGGUUUCUGACCGUGUCCUGGCAUUGGAUGUUUCAACCGGUUCUCUGGGUAACACAAUCCGCAUUGAUCAAAACCGAUGUGUUCGCCUGACAGGGCUCGAGGACUCUGCACUGAUGGGCGGCUCGGAUCUCUGCCUGGCAAUUUAUGCUGUCCAAUACCAGGCACAAAUACAGCGGAAUGAUGGGGUUCUAAUUGUGGGUAUGGAACGGAAUGUGUCACUGAUGAUUGUUCGGCUCUGCCAGAGACUUGGUGCACGGGUCACCGUUUUGGCUUCCUCUUCGAAUGAUGAGAAGAGGGUGAAGCAUCACCUGCAAGCAGAGGACCGCUUCCUUGUUAUCAAUGAUCUUGCUGCAUUGGAUCAACUUCACAGAGAUGGUGUGAGGUACAAUGCCAUAAUCCAAACGUAUUCAUCGGCGGCGCUUAACGUACCCGACGAUUUAAUCCUUCCAGGAUCCCGCUCCGUAAGUAUCGACCCGUUGGCCUCGCUUACCCCAGCAAAACAUAUCAGGGCAUGCUUUAUCGCCGAUCUUGCAGACAUUUGGCGACAAGAUAAUUCCUUCCGUACUUCGAUCCUUGAGACCACGAUGGCUAUUGCCGAGGACGGUUUCCUGUCCGUAGACGGUUUCGAUUUUACUUUUGCGCAGAUUGGUUCCACGAUGGAGAUUAAUGCAAAGGAAAACACACGCUUAAUUCUCAGGGUACCUUUGGAAUUGCAAGUACCGGUGUUACCUUCCCGGAACUCACCACAAGAAAGGCUAUUCAAGCCAGACAGAACGUACCUACUUGCGGGAGGGUUCAGUGGCCUUGGAGUGGAGAUCGUGCAAUGGAUGGUGCGGAAGGGCGCGCGGAAUUUGGUCAUUCUGAGUCGCAGUGGAGCGACCAGUGAGGCAGCACAGAAAUGUCUUAACUGGCUCCAACAGCAUGGGGUCAAAGCAACUGUGUUCUCUGGCGGCGUGUGCGACCCUAACAUCGUCCGAAACUGUGUUAAAUCGGCGAACCCAGCCCUGGCAGGUGUCUUCCAGAUGGCAGGGGUCUAUCGAGAUGCCAGUUUACAGGAGAUGACCGUUGGACAAUGGAAGGAACCACUUCAGCCAAAGGUGGUAGGGACCAGGAACCUCUCCAUAGCGACAGAAGGCAUGGAUCUUGAUUUCUUUAUCUGUUUCUCGUCAAUCUCUGCAAUUAGUGGAGCUCGCGGGCAGGCAAACUACAAUGCUGCCAACACUUAUAUGGAUUUCCUGAUGAGGUGGCGCCGUGAGCGAGGCCUUCCGGGUGUAACAUUGAACAUCGGAAUGGUUCUUGGGGCGGGUCUGCUGGCUAAGAAUAGUGCCAUCCAGGAGAUUAUGGAGCGGACAGGGUCUGACGGCCUCUCCGAAGUUGAACUUCUUCGGCAUGUUGAAGAAGGCGUCCGUGCCGGCUCGUCAGCGACGAUUCGAGAUGCAUCAGGGAUUGACUUGUAUCAAAUUAUCAGCGGCGCUCGGGUGACAGACAAGGACACCUUUCGAUCUCGCAAGCCUCUUUACAAGAGCCUAAUUGCCGACAGGGAUUCAGAAUCUGGAAGUGCCACCAAUGCGGAGCAGGGGAAGACGGAUAUCAAAGUCCUCCUGCGCAGCGCCUCCGAUGAAGCUAGGAAUGAAAUUGUCCUGGACGCGUUUCUAACAAAGCUUUCAACAAUAUCAGGGGUCCCUCGAGAAACGAUUAAUCCAGCCAGUUCUCUUGCAGGUUACGGCCUUGACUCCCUCGUCGCAGUUGAAAUCCGAAACUGGUUCCUCAGGUCUGUAGGGGUGGACAUUGCGCUUUUUGUUAUUCUAGGAGCGAAGAGUAUCCGCAGCCUCAUAUCUGAAGCGGUCAAAGGGAUCCAAGAUGAGGAAGAGCGCGCCACAGACGAACCCACAGACUCUACAGUCGCCGCAGAUGCCGCUCUAUCGCCUAUUCCCGUCGGGAACCGCCCGGAUCACAUUCCUCUAUCCACUUACCAGGGGCGGUUCUGGUUUAUGCAUAAUGUGAUGGAAGAUAGAACUCACUUUAACCUUCGCGUAAUUCUGCAUCUUCAAGGCAUACCGGAUGUGAAAAUUUUACAGGCAGCUCUUGAGGAGCUCAAGCGACAUAAUGAAAUCUUGCGCACGGCCUUUAUCGAUGGCGACGAGUUUACCGAGCAGCGUGUUCUAAGCGAUUGUCGUGUCCACCUUCCGUACCACGAUCUCUCAUCACGCAAUGAUCCAUCACAAGAGCUUGACAACCUCACCCGUGAGUUACAGCGAUUAGAACUUGAUUUAAGCCAUGGCGAAUCUCUCAGAUUCUCUUUGGCGAAGGUCAACGAGAGGAACUUCGCGCUUGUCCUCAUCAUCCAUCAUAUUGUGAUCGACAGAGGUAGUUCCGAGGAACUCUUGAAUCAAAUUUCCACAUUCUAUGAUGAUAUUGCUCUUGAUCGAUUGUCUUCACGCCCUCGUGAUCAUGUGCAAUAUGCAGAUUUUACCCUCUACCACAAUGACAAGCUUCAGUCGGCCUCUGUACGGGCCAAUAUGGAAUUUUGGAAGAAGGAGCUAGACAGCUUACCUGAUCCGGGCCCGCUUUUGCCUUUUGCCAAGUCAAAUAGAGAUGACGUAAUCGAGAUUCAAACGUUUACACAUCAUGCGACACUGGAAAAGGAAUAUUUGAACCGCAUGAAACGCAUCGGAGCUUCACUGAAUGUCACUCCUUUCCAAUUUGUCAUGGCAGCAUUUAGAUCCUUCUUUUACAGGUUUACAGAUGCCACUGAUGUAGCCAUCAAUAUCGUGGAUGGGGGCCGUCCUCAUCCGGAUGUUGAAAAGGAGAUCGGGGCUUUCAUCAACUUGGUUCCAGUGCGCAUCAAGCAUACAUUUGAUGGCAGUUUUGAAGAAGUUUUGAAAGUCGUGAGAGAUAAGAUGCUGGAAGUCAGCGAGUAUCCGGUCCCAUUUGACUCAUUAGUUCGCGAGGCAUCGUCCCGAACUAACGUCGGCACUUUCCCACUCAGUCAACUGGUCAUCAACUAUCAAAUCCAUGGCAAGAUGGCAAAGUACCCCACCCGUGACUUUGUUAUUGAUGACUACUUUACGGAGGACGUACCGACCGCCUCUGAGAUCAAUCUAGAGGCCAUUGAAGAUCAGGAAAAUGGACUGAGAAUCCGGUUCGAACACACAACGAAACUUUACGAUAUUCCUUGCAUGCAGCGAUUCCUUGAAGGAUUCGUAGCAUUUAUGAGAAGUGUCAUCAAGGACCACCGUCAACCCAUUCGGGAGGUCCCCAUUAUUGGCCAAUCUGAGCUUGACUCUCUGCGUGAGCAACACUGGACUAUUUCACAGACCCCUAUUUCAACGAAGCACUACUCGUUGAUCGAACAGAUUUUAAACAUAGCCAAACGUCAGCCCACAGAAUCAGCUCUAAUCACAUCUGAUGGCGACACAAUGACAUAUGGUGAACUAAUAGAUGCGUCAAUGUCCGUCUCUGCGAGACUUAUUGCCGCAGGAGCGACACCCAAGUCACAUAUAUCUCUUCUUACUUGGCCAGGAAUACAGGAAAUUGUUGCAAUUCUGGGUAUCAUCAUGUGUAGAUGUGCUUAUGUUCCUCUCGACCCGGACUUCGCACCGGACAGGAUAUCCUUCAUUGCUGAGGACUCGGGUUCAAAAAUUGUCAUGGUCGGGGAUGGUCUUUCCAACCUGGUGAAUCACUCUGGAGAACAAUUAUUUCCAAAUAAACAGAUUAUCUCCAUUGCAGAAGCAAUUACAUAUCAGAAAAAGAAGGUUCUUCACCCUACCAGUCUGGACGAUCCUCUUUAUGUGACCUACACAUCGGGAAGCACUGGAAAACCCAAAGGAGUUGUAAUGCGUCACUACAAUGCUUACCCCAUGUUCACUGUAAUUGAGAACGACUAUAAAUUCAAUUCUGCAGACCGAUUUCUCCACCAAAUAUCGAUGUCAUGGGAUCUCUCGGCGGUACAAAUAUUCUCUCCGCUUCUAGCCGGAGCUACAAUGUGCAUUGCCUCCGCAGAAGCUCGCAAAGACCCGUUGCUUUUGGCGAGCUUUAUGAAGCAGGCUGAGGUCACGUUCACAUACUUCACGCCGACUCAGUUUGCCGUGCUUCUGGAGGCUGAUGUCGAAACCCUUAGAACCUGUAAGCAAUGGCGUUUGGCUUGGUUCUGCGGGGAAGCAUUCCCUGUUAGACUUGCGCAAGCCUUCUACGACCUGAAGGUACCUGCUCGCCUGUUCAACACAUACGGUCCAUGCGAGGCUAUGGUCCAAGUUACAAUGUAUGAGGUCUCUCUGCCUCCGAACACGGCAACUUCGGUGCCAAUUGGCCGCUGCCUGCCUACAUGCCAAGUCUAUAUACUUGACGAGGGGCAGAACCCGCUUCCGCUAGGAUUGCAGGGAGAAAUAUAUAUUGGGGGACCGCAAGUCGGUACAGGCUACUUAAAUCGGCAAGAGGCGUCCGCCAAAGGGUUCCCCGACGACCCAUUCGCAGUGCAGCUAGUCGAAGACAAGGCGUACCUUGGUGGUAAAAUGUUCAGAACAGGCGACCUUGGUCGUCUCGACCAAGAUGGUAUACUGCACUUCGUUGGCAGAGUUGCCGGCGACAAGAUGGUCAAACUUCGUGGACUUCGAAUCGAUCUUGGCGAAAUUGAGCACAAUAUCUUUCAAUUUUCCCGCAAUGAAUACAACGGUUUCCUUACUGAUGUCUGCGUCGUCGCACGCCAUAUCAAAGAUGAAGUACGAGGCACUGCAAGUGUAGCCGAUGAUCGCCAAUUAAUCGCUUUCCUGGUCUCUCGGAGGCAUGAUAGUGCCUCUAGACUUCGGUUUGUGCAAGAGCUCUCGCAGAGCCUCACCCGAACUCUUAAUCAGUACAUGAUACCCACUGGUUUCUACUUUCUGGAAGCUCUGCCAACAAGCAUCGGCGGGAAGACAAACCGGCAAGCUUUGUUAGGGCAGAACCUGGACGGAUUGCUCCAUUCUGGCCAGUCGCUCCCUGUUGACGAAGAUUCUAAACACGAGCAAGAUAGAGAUCUAGGUACGAAUUUCAUUGAGAAGGUCACGGAUUAUUUCCGUGAAUUACUCCAGGUACCAGAUACCACAGAGUUGGGUCUAGAUAGCAACUUCCUUGAGCUAGGUGGCAGCAGCAUCCUACUCAUGCGCUUGCAAAAGAAGUUACUCAAAGAGCUGAAUGUGAAGGUUGCGCUCGGAAAGUUGUUCUCAAACCCUACUCCAGCCGCUAUUGCGUCCCUUCUAGGUGAUGUCACUGUCAAGCCUAUAUCUAUUCAGCCUACUGCACAAGAACAUGCAAAAAGCUCAAAGGUGAACAAGCCGAAUGACCAACACGUGAAUGACAAUGCCCGUCCAAUUAAUUGGCACGAAGAAGCUCAGCUACCUAACGAUAGCCGAUUCCACAUUCCUGCUCCAGAUAGUGACGACCUAUUUGAUGCUCCCGAUCCAACAGAUAUAUUCAUGACAGGUGCAGACAGCUUUAUGGGCAUUCAUUUCCUGGCGGAACUUCUUUCACGCAGCCAAAACAUGAUUUAUCUCGUCGGUACAGAGAAGCGAUUGACAAAAGAUCAUCUCUUGUCUGAGUUCCGCCACUUCAACCUUUUAACAGGCAGCGUCAAUGAGCGAGUUCUCACUUCUCGCCUUAAUGUUCUCGGAGGAACCAUGACACAGCCUCACUUUGGGCUAAGCAGCAGCAAGUUUGCCCUUCUUGGGUCGCGUGUACAUACUAUAUUCAGCCUGGGCGUUUCUGUUUCGCUUCUGAAGUCAUAUCAUGACCUUCAUAAUGUGGACAUUCGGCCUGUUCGCGAUUUAAUCGAGCUUGCCGCGUGCGGAGACCGGGUUAGCAAUAUCGUUCAUCUUAGCACCUGGAGUGUACCCCAGUUACAAUCUUGGUCUGGGACGACGCGUACCCCACGGAUCAUUAGAUCCGAAGAAAGUGCUGAGACAUAUGCACCACCUGCAAGCGGUGAACAAGGCUAUAUCAAAGCGCGCUGGGUGGCGGAGAUGUUAUUCCACAAUGCCGCCAAGCGAGGAUUCCCGGUUAAGAUUUUCCGAGGAAGUGCCAUGACCGGUUCGACCAAGUCCGGGGUACCUGAAUAUCGGGAUGGUAUCAUCCAGCAGACUAUCAUGGGCAUGAUACUCACAGGAACUGUGCCUGAACUUGAUGGGUUUGUAGCCGAUUUUGUGCCUGUUGACCAUUUGGCAUCCUGGCUUUACUCGCUAUCAUUCAAUGACCUUGAGCAGGAACACAAUGAUAGUGACCUUCCUCCAGCCGUCAAGAGUCCAGGUGCUACAUAUUACCAUGUGACGAAUCCAUCACCGCUGCCUCUAAGCCGCCUUGUGGAGCUGAUUCCACAGCUUCGCCCAACACUGGUUGCUGCAGGGGCAAGGUCGUUGCCGCUAGAUCGAUGGCUGGAAAAGGUGGAAAGCGAAGCUUCUACUGGUGCUGGAGACGAUUUGCGAUGGGCUGCUAUGAGAGACCUCUUUCAAUCCGGCCACAACAUGUGGGCUUUAGAUACCGCAGCUACUCAGAGCGCGUUGCGUCGGGCGGGAGAACGUCCUGAGGCUUGCCCUCCCGUCGAUGCCAAAUACUUGAAGCGACUUCUGGAAAACUGGACGGCUGCAGUGAACAACUAA
This is a messenger RNA of Aspergillus tanneri, 11550 nucleotides long. Its product is annotated as putative Nonribosomal peptide synthetase. Gene Ontology annotation, biological process: secondary metabolite biosynthetic process; fatty acid biosynthetic process. The coding region runs from base 1 to 11550 and encodes 3849 amino acids. Gene Ontology annotation, molecular function: 3-oxoacyl-[acyl-carrier-protein] synthase activity; phosphopantetheine binding; fatty acid synthase activity. The record is from RefSeq and is a predicted model, not a curated record. NCBI's taxonomy places the organism in Eukaryota, Fungi, Ascomycota, Eurotiomycetes, Eurotiales, Aspergillaceae. The transcript is spliced from 10 exons.